GCCACUCAACAAGUCGUAACUCAACUCGUGCUCGGUCCCCGGCAAAAGAGCCCAACCUCAAGGUUUCCAGCAUUACCAACACUUCUCUCACAGCUGUCCAACACAAUCAAUUAACAAGACAUCUUUCAUUCAACCUUUCAUCUAACACACAUCUAUACAAUUGGCCAGCAUUGCGUUGGAGUUCUUUAUCUACCACUCAUCUCCCUUGUCUCCCUUUGCAGCUUGGUCUGACCAAAUCUUCACGUGCGCAGUUGCACUUCCCACUCUCCUCUCUGCGCCUCUUUGGUGCAUUGAGAUGCCUACACACCAAUUCAGUGAUUACUGGUGACAAGGCUUUGUCUCCCCGUCAGGACGGCGAUUGAACGGCCCCUUCUCAUCUCCGCAUCACGUUCUUAAUCCCUAACGAUAGACUAGACGACUGGACUGCGGUCGUCUAGUGCUCACCACACCCGAUUUCCAUCAUGUCGUCCGCAAUUAAUGAUGACGAAUUAUCAAUGUCUCUGCCGCAAGGUGACCCUACCACCAAAGUCAGAACCUCCUUACCUCCCGUUGUCUCUCCUCCAGCCAGAUUGUCACAAACACCCGUCGCAGAGUCACCCGCCACUGCUCGUGCGAUGAGUCGACUUAACCAGUAUAGCUUUGUGCGAAAUAUUGGCGAGGGGUCCUUUGGCAAGGUGAAACUCGCAAGACACAAGAUCACAGGUCAAGAGGUGGCCAUGAAGACUAUCAGUCGUCGAAAACUCAUUAGUCGUGACAUGGCAGGUCGUAUUGAAAGAGAGAUUCAAUAUCUACAACUCCUCCGUCAUCCUCACAUCAUCAAACUCUACACCGUCAUCACCACCAAGACAGACAUCUACAUGGUUCUGGAAUACGUUCCUAUGGAGUUAUUUGACUACAUUGUCAAACACGGCCGCCUGGGAGAAGCCAAGGCUCGCAAGCUGUUCCAACAGAUCAUCUGCGCAGUCGAGUAUUGCCACAGACACAAGAUCGUCCAUCGAGAUCUCAAACCCGAGAACCUUCUCCUUGACAAAAACAUGAACGUCAAGAUUGCCGAUUUUGGUCUCAGCAACAUCAUGACCGACGGCAAUUUCCUCAAGACAAGCUGCGGAAGUCCAAAUUAUGCUGCACCUGAAGUUAUUGGCGGAAAGUUGUACGCUGGACCCGAGGUCGAUGUCUGGAGUUGUGGAGUCAUUCUUUAUGUCUUCCUCGUUGGCCGAUUGCCUUUCGACGAUGAAUUCAUCCCGGCUUUGUUCAAGAAGAUUCAGGCUGGCACCUUCCACAUUCCUUCACAGACUCCACCCGGAGCUGUCAACCUCAUCAAAAGAUGUCUGCAAGUGCACCCAGUUCAUCGCAUCACUAUUCCCGAGAUCCGUCAAGAUGAAUGGUUCAUCAAAGACCUACCGGCUUAUCUAGUCGAUCCAGUUGAGGAAUUCCUGGACACCGGAGUGGACCCAUCGAAAGCGAUCGAUCCUCGACAGCUGGCGCCCGGCAAGCCAAUCGAAGUGGUGGAAAAGAUUCACGAGCAGGUUGUUGGAAAGUUAGGCCGCACCAUGGGCUAUGCCAAAGAAGAUGUCAAAGACGCUUUGAGCAAAGAUGAGCCCAGUGCCAUCAAAGAUGCAUACCUGAUCGUGAGGGAGAAUCAACUCAUGGUCAAUGCUCCACAAUACCGUGCAGCCAACCCUGAACUGGAGUCCUUCAUGGCUUCGUCACCACCUACUGAGCCCAAUUAUCCUGGAUUCCCAGGUUCACCAAUCAAUGCCUCGGCGCGCAAGUUUGAAGAGAUGAAACCGUUAACGCCGACUCGAGGUGAUGCCCACCGAGCAAGUCGCACACUUUCCGACACUCCUCCAAUCAAAGAAGAAGAGAAGCCUCGGAUCUCCACUGUGCGGGUGCUCAACACCUCGUUGCCGCAUGUUCAUGAUGAGGUAUUGCAGAUUCGAGAGCGGGCAAAGGCUCGUGGCGAAGACCCAGACCUCGCUCUUCACCCGUCACAAGACAGCAGCAACAGCGAAAUUGACAGUCCGAUUCCCGAAGAAAUCAAAGACGAACAUGGCAAUCCCAUCUAUCGGUCCAAGGAGGAGCAGGAGGCGACAUCCAAAGCACUCAAGCCCCACUCGAGGUCGGUGACGCAAUUGAACUCGAUGCGUGAGAACAAGCAGAAGCCACAGGGAAUGACAACAGUUUCUUCUGAAGAGAAGAGAGCAGCCCCCGCGAAAACCAAGCCAAGAAAAUGGCAGUUUGGUAUUCGGUCACGAAAUGAGCCGUGGGAGGCGAUGAAAUGUCUGUUCAAUGCACUUGAAGCAUUGGGGGCAGACUGGGAGAUCAACCCUUGGCUCAAACCCGAGUCGGUGGCAGACGGCGAAGACGAAAAAGACAACAUCCCAGCAAUGCCCGUGGAGCUGCCACCAGGAGAACGGCAUACUUUGCUCCAAGAGAAGUAUGAUUUCGUGCCCAGUGACUACUAUAUCCCACGCGAUACGUACAGCAUUCGUGCUCGAGUUUUGAAGAAGGGUAUGUUGAUGCCUGGAGAAGCACCGUCUCUUUCGGCGCACAGUUCCGCUGUCAGCUUGCCACAGGAGGCUCAGACCCAACUCAAAAGACACAUUGAACAGCUUGGUAUUUACACGUCGGAUGAGAUGCGGGAUGCGUUGGGCAUGUCUUCGGCCAAUGGUGGCAAAGCUAAACUCAAGUCACCUACUGGCAGCGUCCAUGCCUCGAGACAAAACGCGGGGUCAGGGGAGCACUUCAGCCAUGGCCAAGAGUCGUUCACUGGGCCCGGACAGCCUCUCAGCAGACCCGACAGCCUGUCAGCCCUGAACAUGAAGGGUCCAAACGACCAUAUCGGCGUGUGGGUAUUCCUUGACAUUCAAUUAUACGCACUUGAAGGACAGACGUUUGUGGUGGAUUUCAAGUGUGACGGAUAUCAAAAUGUCAUUUGGCACGAUGUUAAGAAAGAUCGAGAACGCAUCAAGACUUCUGGCAGCGCCAGCACACUUGCCAGUCCAACCAACAGCCGCCCAACCAGUGGGUUUGGCGAAACCAGCCACCCCAGCUCAGAUCGUUUGGACGAGGAGAGUGGCGAAGGGUACUGGAAACCAGUGAGCAAGAGGUACAAGAAUGUGGAAAAGGAGAUUUCGAGCCCUUAUCCAUACAUCGAUGUUGCCAGCGACCUGGUGGCUCAUUUGUGGGGAGGAAGUUGAGCGGAUUUCUGUGCCUCGGCAGCCUGAGACAGACAGACGCAUGGACAGAGCAUGUAACGAUAAUUGUGACGACGAAGAAAAUGACCAUCAUCUGAUGCCCUUCCAACCAUGGAGGCAUAGCAGAUGAAAGGGCGGCACGGGCAACGUGAAACCUGGUUGCGGCUAAAAGAGAGGAUACCCUGUUUGCAAUGGUGUCAGGAUUUCACAUGGAUUGGACCGCAAUGGAAAGCCUCGUUGAGGGCAGAGAGAAAUGCGCCGGAGACUCGAAAGAGCGAGGAUCAAAAGUCAGCCCGACAAUUGUCUCUAUAUCGACAUUCGUAAACUGGCAUUUGCUGGAGACAAGGCUAGGGAAGGAAAGCGUAUAAUAGUCCUUGAUAGCUGAGAUGACAACAUGGAUAUUGACUUUCA
Molecule: messenger RNA, 3608 nt
Organism: Exophiala mesophila
Lineage: Eukaryota; Fungi; Ascomycota; Eurotiomycetes; Chaetothyriales; Herpotrichiellaceae
Exons: 2
Coding region: 462-3200 (912 amino acids)
Biological process (GO): intracellular signal transduction; protein phosphorylation
Cellular component (GO): cytoplasm
Molecular function (GO): protein serine/threonine kinase activity; ATP binding
Source: RefSeq, a predicted model, not a curated record